AUGGCGAAUAACAUGGUUCCAUCAGAUCCGUAUGACAAUAUAUGUCCAAUUUGUUAUACAGAGAUUACGCCUCCCGUAUCUACUACCAAUGUUUGUACUCACCGCUUCUGUUAUACUUGCUUAAAACAUUGGUUUGAUCUGAACCCAAGCUGUCCACUUGAUAGAAAGAGCUGCAGCAAAAUAAUUAUUUUGCCUCCAGAAAAUACGAAAAAACGCAUUCGACGUUGGAACCCUGAAGACAGACUUCAAAUUCGGGCUUUCUGGGGUAACCUCGAUGAACCAGUCGUAUCUCCAUUAGAUGACUCCCGGGAAAACGACAUACAGUCUGAUAAUAGUGGUUUAGCGUUCUUGAUAGAAACUACUGAAGAAGAUUUAAUAAUUUUCAUCGUUAGACUAGCUGGAUUUGUCGAAAAAACAACUUGGGUUUGUUCGGAUUUUGUCAUUUGA
Messenger RNA from Rodentolepis nana, 447 nucleotides. Lineage: Eukaryota; Metazoa; Platyhelminthes; Cestoda; Cyclophyllidea; Hymenolepididae. The record is from the annotation of a GenBank genome assembly.